AUUGCAGCAAUAUAAAAGCAGCUGCAAUCCGUUUUUCACAACUAUAUCAGCAUCUCAGUCUCAGGAGGGACUAGUACUAACAAGCAAACAUGGGCCAAACGCCAUCAUCACCACCACCACCAUCAAAGGAAUUUGACCAAGAAUGGAGAGGAACAUGUUGGAGUAAACAAGCGAGAGAUGCCAUGGUGAAUGCACUGAGGAACUUUGAACUGAGUGAUCCUGAUGUGGGUCAGCUGAGAUGCCUGCUACAUGGACCAGUCGGUGCAGGGAAGUCCAGCUUCAUCAACUCAGUCAACAACGUUUUCCAAGGACGAUCAACACAUAAUGCCCUGGCAUCUGCUGCCACUGGCACCAGCUUCACCAUGAAAGCUACACAAACGCCCCACACCGCGUGGCUGCGCCCCUCACUCACACCAGCUCCCAGACAGUCUUAG
Messenger RNA from Coregonus clupeaformis (lake whitefish), 434 nucleotides. Its product is annotated as interferon-induced protein 44-like. The transcript is spliced from 6 exons. The coding region runs from base 90 to 434 and encodes 114 amino acids. The record is from RefSeq and is a predicted model, not a curated record. NCBI's taxonomy places the organism in Eukaryota, Metazoa, Chordata, Actinopteri, Salmoniformes, Salmonidae.